Messenger RNA from Kwoniella shivajii, 1329 nucleotides. RefSeq lists its product as uncharacterized. NCBI's taxonomy places the organism in Eukaryota, Fungi, Basidiomycota, Tremellomycetes, Tremellales, Cryptococcaceae. The transcript is spliced from 10 exons. The record is from RefSeq and is a predicted model, not a curated record. Bases 1 to 1329 code for a protein of 442 amino acids.
AUGAGUACAGAUGCGAAGGACUUGCUGCUACUCGUCUGGGUUCACGGCUUCAAGGGAAACGAAGUGACGUUUGAAUCUUUCCCAGAACGUAUCUCGCACCUGUUAGCUACCACGCAUGCUUCUUUACGAGUGGAAAGUCGUGUAUUUCCAGCAUAUCAAACUCGUGGUGAACUAACGGCUGCCACUCUGGCUUUCAUAGACUGGCUUACUGAGCUUAUUGUACAAUUGGAGAAUGAGCAUGGAGCAGGUGGUGGAGCUGGAAAAGCUAAAGUGGUUUUAAUGGGACAUUCUAUGGGUGGGCUACUGAUUGCCGACGCAGCGAGAGAUGUUGCUGCGAACACCAGAGAAGGAGAUAUAAUGUGGCCGAGGAUAGUUGGAAUAUUAGCAUUUGAUACACCUUAUCUUGGUCUUCAUCCUCAUACAUUUAAACACCAUCUAUCACAAGCCGCUUCGUACGUCGAUCAAGCCCGAAAUAUAGCUUCUGCAGUCGGGAUGCUUUCACCCAUGGCCAUGGGGUUGGGAUUUGGUAAAUUUGGUAAAAAAACAGAAGAACCUCCGAGUGAAGCAGGACCGUCAGGCUCUCGACCGAGCUCAACACAGAAAAGCAAGAAUGGAAAGGGUAAAGAAACAGAAACAGAUACCACUGUUCUACCUAAUUCGUCAACGACACCUGAAACCACUACAACGACAACCAAUACAUUCUGGUCCAAAUUACCUGCUAUGGUUCCACCAUCUACCAAAACGAUGUAUGGCCUUGGGGCGGCUGCGUUGGGCGCUGUAGCUUUGGGUACAGCUUAUUACCGAAGAGAAGACUUCAUCACCGGUUGGAGAUAUGGUUAUGAUCAUAUGACUUUUGUGAAGAACCUAUGGGAUGAUGAAGCUAUGAAAAAAAGAUUAGUCGAUAUAAAUGACUUAAUCGAGGAACGCAAAGUCGUCUUUCACAAUUACUACUCGCAUUUACCACCUUGUCCACCUACACAAUUGGUUUCAAGGACUUUCGCAAUUUUGCCACCUAUGAAUCACCCUUUAUACAAGUAUUUUGACACGGCAUCAAAUAGUCUAGCUAAAGAUGAAGUUUCAGCUCAUAUGGGUAUGUUCAACCCCAAGACGAAUGACGGGUUCUACGAUCUAGGUUUGGAAGUAGUCAAGGUCAUCGGUGAAAGAAUAGAGGAAGAAGGCGUAGGCAGGUCAGAAGUGAAAGGAUUAGACGAAGUUCUGGCGGAAUUAGAUGCUCUAGAGCCCCCAUCAGAACAGGAAGGUAGGAGUAAGAAAGGAGACUGGGGUGUCGAGAAAGAUGACGCAGGCCAUGAAGUGUGGGUAGAAAAAUGA